AUGCCUCUACGAUGAAGGUUUUUAUCAGCAUAUUAUUAUCAUUGGGUCUUGCGUUAUGUGAAGUUCCACCCCCAUAUCCUCCAAGAGGAUUUAGACCCAGUCCGCCAUUCAACUUGCCCAUUCGACAACCUCAGACAUCGUAUGGAGUUCCUCAAGCAGUACCGUCGAAAAUAUCUCAAGCAGCUCCACAAAUUCAGUAUGGUGUUCCUAAUCAACAAGGAUCAAGUUCAACUCCCAUUUUGACUCCAAACUUCAAUUCCAAACAAACAGUUCCCAGCACAUCGUAUGGAGUUCCAGUAACAACUAGUCCUUACAGGACAAUUAUAAGCGAAUCGCAGGGAGCUAACAGUGCUUUAAAUCAGCAAGGACUUAGGCCUCUACCAAAUUUAACUCCUAACUUUAAUUCGAAACAGGUAAUUCCCAGCAAUUCCUAUGGAGCCCCUGCGACAAGUAGUCCAUAUAGAACGAUUGUAAACCAACCGCAAUUAACACAAGACGCCCCAAGUAGUCAAAACAGACUGAACAAUCAGUAUGGAGUCCCAGACGCUAGAAACGUGGAAACCUUGGAACAGCUCAAGCAACUAAAUUUGCUACUUCAGUUAAGUCAGUCGUCGAAUGCCGACCAACAGAGGCAAGCUGAUAUAAAUUUGGCUCAGUUUCAAAAUUCUAAUAGAAAUGUCGGAAUACCUAACCAGCAAUACUUGCCCGUGAGGGAGGCUGCCGAUUUUAGAGGCAAUUUACAACCUCAGAACUCACAACAGAAUAUUGGACCAAAUCAAGGCUACUUACCAGCACAGGAACCAACAAAUUUUAGAAACGGGUUCGAUGUGCCACAAUCCAACAACCAAGACCCACUUGAAGUAAGAAUUCCCAACCCAAACUUACAAAAGCUAUCUCAGCAGUAUUUGCCGGUGAAAGAGGCCUCAAAUUUUGAUAAAGGAGUACAAUUUCCUCAAGCAGUGAUACCACAAAGGCAAAACGUUCAACCAAACAUAAACUACGACCAACCCCUGAAUAAUCCACAGUUGUUUAACAGAGCCGAAAGCUCCCAAAACAAUCAGCCGCAACUGUCGGGUAUAAAUCCUAAUAUAGCGCUAGCUUCUCAGAAUCCCAAUCGGAAUAUAAACAGUUAUGAGGCGCCGCUGCAAAGCAAUGUGGAUAUUCAGCAGUUAAAUGUGAGGCGUUUACAGAAUUCCAACAAUGUUCAAUCUUCGAUAAGACAAAAUGCAGCACGACCAAUACAGCCUGUACAACAAAAUAGAGAAUUUGAUGAUUCCAAUAUCCAAGGGGCAAGCAGAGAACAAGUAGAUGAAAAGUAUUUACCUCCUACGACAACUGCCAGAACGGUACUUCGACCUGAUAGUGGAUCUGCUGUUUUACCUCAAAACAACCCUGAUGAAGAUGAGCAAUCAACCGAAUCGAAAGAGGAAGCAGGUGGUCCAAAUAUCGCCGUCGCCACAGCAGUGUCGGGGGUGCCCGGGGGGCAAAGUUUCUAUUUGUUGCAACCAGAUGGUCGUCUACAAAGAGUAAUAUAUCAGAAGACACGUGCUGAAGGCGAUCGGGAGAAUGAAUACACGGCAAAUUAUCUAUUUCAGAACAUCCAGGCGGAUCCGAGUUUAGUGUAUAGUCCUCUGGUUGCCUUGGGAAAACGAUGAAUUUAAUCAGAAUCAAGCAAAUUACACAGUAUUCCGAAGACUCGAAGCUUGACCAAAAAUUACGCCUAAGAAAUAUGUUUAAAACGGUAGUGUUAAAAACCGUGAAAGAAUGUGCAAAA
This is a messenger RNA of Anoplophora glabripennis (Asian longhorned beetle), 1774 nucleotides long. RefSeq lists its product as uncharacterized. The transcript has 3 exons. The coding region runs from base 12 to 1655 and encodes 547 amino acids. Lineage: Eukaryota; Metazoa; Arthropoda; Insecta; Coleoptera; Cerambycidae. The record is from RefSeq and is a predicted model, not a curated record.